Messenger RNA from Dunckerocampus dactyliophorus (ringed pipefish), 2919 nucleotides. RefSeq names its product cholinergic receptor, muscarinic 5a (gene chrm5a). Gene Ontology annotation, biological process: chemical synaptic transmission; G protein-coupled receptor signaling pathway, coupled to cyclic nucleotide second messenger; adenylate cyclase-inhibiting G protein-coupled acetylcholine receptor signaling pathway. Gene Ontology annotation, molecular function: G protein-coupled serotonin receptor activity; G protein-coupled acetylcholine receptor activity. Lineage: Eukaryota; Metazoa; Chordata; Actinopteri; Syngnathiformes; Syngnathidae. The record is from RefSeq and is a predicted model, not a curated record. Gene Ontology annotation, cellular component: dendrite; synapse; plasma membrane. The transcript has 4 exons. Bases 661 to 2211 code for a protein of 516 amino acids.
AGCAUCAAGGCAUUUUCAUUCUGUGCUGAGUGAAUGAAUGAAUUUGACUGCCAAGAUGGAAGAUUAUAUACCCAAGCUCACCAGGAGGUCAUCAGACUUUUGCAACAAAGUAUCAGAACUUUUCCUGGAGACGAAAAGCCUGCAUGUACUUCAUGACAUCCUCUUCUGUCCCACCAUCCUCAGUGAUUACACUUCCAAGCAACUACAUCUGGGGCAGCAGCAGCAGAAGAAGAUGCUUCAUCAAGACAAUGCAAGGAAAAGCACCCCUUUAACUCCAAUGUUGAACGUAACUUAAGGAUACUUUUGAUUUUUCUCCUGGUUGGAUGCUGUGGAGCUGUCAUGGUCCUUGCCUCCUCUCCGCCAUCCUCCUACCCUCAGUCACAUUCAUCCUCCCGACGUGGGUGCAGUCAGCAGGAUUUCUCAUCUCUGACUGUGUUAUGAUCGUUGGAGCCACACUUGACCCCCGGAGGACUUCCCAGGCAAAACAAAGGGAUUAACUCUCAACUUUCACUGUGCCCUUGCUGAGGAAAAUUCUUCUUGUGUGACACAUCCCUCAUAGUCCUCUGCUCCAUAUAUCACCUGGCAACGAGUUUCCAUCACCUCCAGGCACAAAUCAGCCAAUGUGUUGUGCAAUGGUGGGACGUCACUAAGAACAGGACCAUGGAUGAGGAGUGUGCACUAAAUGCCACAGUAAACACCAGUACCAAGGACAUCCAACUGGUCACUCAUAGUCUUUGGGAGGUGAUCACCAUAGCAACCGUGUCUGCCAUAGUCAGCCUUAUCACCAUAGUGGGCAAUGUCCUGGUGAUGCUCUCUUUUAAAGUCAACAGCCAACUGAAAACUGUGAACAAUUACUACUUGCUUAGUCUGGCGGCUGCAGACCUCAUCAUUGGCGUCUUCUCCAUGAACUUGUACACCUCCUACAUUCUGAUGGGUUACUGGGCCUUAGGAAACCUCUCCUGUGACUUGUGGUUGGCUGUAGACUAUGUGGCCAGUAAUGCUUCAGUCAUGAACUUGCUGGUGAUCAGUUUUGACAGAUACUUCUCCAUCACCAGGCCUCUGACCUACAGAGCCAAACGGACUCCUAAACGGGCUGGCAUCAUGAUAGGUUUGGCCUGGCUGGUGUCUCUUGUUUUGUGGGCGCCGCCUAUUCUAUGCUGGCAAUACUUUGUGGGAAAAAGAACCGUCCCUGAGAGACAAUGCCAGAUUCAGUUUUUCUCGGAGCCCAUAAUAACCUUUGGGACAGCUAUAGCAGCUUUUUACAUCCCUGUGUCAGUCAUGACCAUCCUCUACUGUCGGAUCUACAAAGAGACAGAAAAAAGGACCAAAGAUUUAGCAGAGCUUCAGGGAGCAAAUCAGACCACAGAGCCUGACGCCAACCAGCCUCGAAUUAUCCGCUCAUGUUUUAGCUGUAAACUCAGCUCUACAUCGCAUGACCGCAAUCAAGCCUCAUGGUCUUCCUCAAGCAGGAGCAAUGCUGCCAAGUCCACAGCCUCCAUCAAUGAGGAGUGGUCCAAAGCUGGUCAGCUUACCACCUACAACAGCUAUGCUUCCUCAGAAGACGAAGACAGGUCUGUGUCUCCUGGGACCCUGCGGCCUCCGUUCGGGAACCAGGUCUGCGAGGGCAGCAAAAGUGCAGCAGGGAGCGAGCAGCUCAGCAGCUACGACGAGGACAGCUUCUUCCAAACGCCGCCCAAAAGCAACUCCCAGAGGAGCAGCAAAUGUGUGUCGUACAAGUUCAAGCCUGCCGCCAAAGAUAUUCUGGUGGCGCAUCAGAGCAAAAACGGCGACACCAAAACUGCAUUCUCCUCAGCAGAGUCCAUGAACGCUCCAUCGAUGUCCAAGCCCAUGGAUGCUACACUGAAGAGCCACAUGACUAAGAGGAAGAGGAUGGUGCUGAUCAAAGAGAAGAAGGCAGCUCAGACCCUUAGCGCUAUAUUGCUGGCCUUCAUCCUGACGUGGACGCCCUAUAACAUCAUGGUGCUCAUUUCUACCUUCUGCUCGGACUGCAUCCCGCUCUCCCUGUGGCACCUCGGCUACUGGCUGUGCUACGUUAACAGCACCGUCAAUCCCAUGUGCUACGCUCUCUGUAACAAGACUUUUCAAAAGACCUUCCGCAUGCUUUUACUCUGCCAGUGGAAGAAGAAAAGGGUUGAGGAGAAACUCUACUGGUAUGGACAAAAUCCAAUGGUCGGCACAAAACUUACUUGAACUAUAUCAAAAAGUGUAAAUAUUCUGCAGAUACUGUACUGUAUGCCCAUUUCUGCUCAACCAUGAUAUCCUGUUCCACUUUUUUGUAUGGUCGUAUUUAGCUUUAAAACAUGUUAAAAUUAGAAAGUUGAUUCCUGCAUGCAGAAAACGCCAUGAACAGGAAACAUUAUUCCACACUGGACUGUAUUUAUAUUCCAGGUGCAUAAUUUGUUAUGAAAUCUAGAUGAUUUCACAUGUGAUUACUUGCAUUAAACAAAUUCUACUGUCCGCACACUGUGUUUUAGCCUUUAAUGGUCCUAUAUUGUGCAAAAUCUACUUUUUACUGUUGUGAUAACAGCAAUAUGUCCCUAAAGCCAGUUUCUGAGCACCAAACAUGGGAAAAAUCAGUUAUCUUCCUCACUGCUCCACUUUUGAGAGUUAAAAUUGUCUCUUUUUUCGGUUGCGUAUUUUCAUGACGUCAUGAUGGAAAAACUUUCUUCAUGGGCGUAAUACCGCUUCUGACCUGCCCCUAGCUAGAGGAGGCCGCCCCAUGUAUACACCCACCACUUCACGGAGGACUAUUAUGUUAAAAAAAAGAAAAAAAGAAGCGGGCUUCACUACACAUCUUAAAAUAAAUACAGGAAAAAAAAAGUGGAUAAAGUGCCCAAUAGUGCUUCUUGGAGCCACACACUGUCUGAGACAGGCAUGGAGAAACAUCGCACAUUAGCA